AAUCAACAUUUAGAUUUGCCGAAUCAUACCUCAGAUAUUCCCCGAGAAUCAACCAUUAGAUUCAGCUUAUUUCAGUCUGGUCUGGUUAGAUGAAUUGGAUAAAGGGUUUGCGCUUACUUACCAAUCUUUCUAAACCCACUGGGGAAAUUUCCAAGUGUGGUGCAUCACAGUGUUCUAGUGUCAAUAAGCACCAAAAUGGUAUCCUUGAUGCUGAAAAUAUUACACCACUGAGUUUGCAACAACAAAGAGGAUGUCUAGCAGUAAACUCAUUCCAGCAGCCGAGUUUGGGUCCUAAAGAUAUUGAUCUUCAAGACACAUUGAUUGUAUCCAGAAAUAUGUUGGGAAAAUUUGAACUUACUUCUUGUAUUCAAGGAAAUACCCUUAGGCUGAAAAGACCUGCAGUGACGGUUUCUCGUAGGUAUGGACAGAGUGCCCAAGAUGAUCCAAAAUUGGAUAGAGACUUUCUAGUACAGCUCUGGGUUGCCGAUAAAAAACAAAAAAGGUCUAGAGCAAAACGAAGAGGGAAAGUUGUUAACUAUGCAAACAAUGGUGAAACAGUUUAUACUAAUCAAUCUUCUUUCCAACCUCCACUUGGAAGAUGGUUUUCGGGCACAUCUAUUACAGAAGAAAAAUCAGAUGAUCAUGUGAGACCAGUUUUGAAGCAACCGCCUCUUAGCCAGUCUGCCACAGGUGCAUUGAAACCAGCAUCUCUGGAGGAGGCUCGGGUUGCACCUCUUCUUGCAAGGUCCAAUUUGCUGAUUACUAGGGAUAUAGAAUGGGCAAAUCUUGUAUUUGGUUUUGAGCAGGAAAACCGAUAUGCAAUAGUAGACAUCUGCUAUCCCCAAUCACCUGCGGGUCUUAUCCGUGAACAAAGUAACUUGAUUGCCAGACAGUUGCUUCGUUCAAGGCGCCCUUUCGUGGCAUACAUAACUGAUGCCAUGGGCAAUGAGCUGUUUAGGGUUCGAAGGCCCUUUUGGUGGAUAACCAGCUCAAUUUAUGCAGAGAUAGACGGUAAGGAGGUUGGUGUUGUUCACAGAAGAUGGCAUCUAUGGAAGAGGGUCUAUGAUUUGUACUUGGGGAAUAAGCAGUUUGCUGUGGUUGAGAAUCCUGGCUUUUGGAACUGGACAUUUAAUUUGAAGGACAUUGAUGGGCAAAUGCUGGCUCAAGUAGAUCGUGACUGGAGGGGUUUUGGUUUUGAGAUCUUCACUGAUGCUGGCCAAUAUGUGAUCCGAUUUGGAAGUGCUGAUGCCAGCCCAAACAUUGGUCCAGCCGGAGUGGUUCAAGAGUUGGAAGUCGCUCGCCCCUUAACUCUAUCAGAGAGAGCAGUAGCUGUUGCACUUGCGGUGUCACUGGAUAAUGACUAUUUCUCAAGACAUGGAGGCUGGGCAAUUCCUUUUGUUGCAGUUGGUGAAUAACAUUUUCAAGUUGCUGUUGCUGAUAUGCUUGUUAUCUGCAGAAGACAAGUAGAGUGUUGUACAGAGAGAGAUCUAUGUUGUGUUUCCCUUAAUCUGCUCCCCUCUUCUAAAAACUGCAUCACUCAAUUUCUAUGCAUGUAUUUGUAAUUGUUUGUUGCCAAUGCCGUCAUCAUUGGCAUUGAUGGAAAAUUUACAAUUUUGAGGAUUCUUAAAAAGGAAUUUUGUAAUUUUCCGUCAAUUAUAGCCAAGCUGUAAUAUGUGGAAAUGAAAUAAUGGCAACAUUGUAGACGACUCUCAUUCAUGUUGCUUUUGUUGUGUGGGAGGCCCACUAGAGACUGACUGUUUGGGGCGAGAGAAGAUGUACUUUGAUAGAAAAUAAAUCUGUGCAAGUUCGAAACAAUACUGCAUGGCUGCAGUAGCCAAGCAUGCAAAGGUUUAACACAAA
Molecule: messenger RNA, 1860 nt
Organism: Camellia sinensis
Lineage: Eukaryota; Viridiplantae; Streptophyta; Magnoliopsida; Ericales; Theaceae
Product: phospholipid scramblase family protein C343.06c
Biological process (GO): plasma membrane phospholipid scrambling
Cellular component (GO): plasma membrane
Molecular function (GO): phospholipid scramblase activity
Source: RefSeq, a predicted model, not a curated record